Triticum urartu is the source of this 2900-nucleotide messenger RNA. RefSeq names its product dolichyl-diphosphooligosaccharide--protein glycosyltransferase subunit STT3A. Gene Ontology annotation, cellular component: membrane. The record is from RefSeq and is a predicted model, not a curated record. Gene Ontology annotation, molecular function: oligosaccharyl transferase activity. Lineage: Eukaryota; Viridiplantae; Streptophyta; Magnoliopsida; Poales; Poaceae.
GACUCCGGAACGCCCUGAGCGGCGUGCUGUGUGCUUUCACCCUCCUCCUCAUCGGCGUCCUCGCCUUCUCCAUCCGCCUCUUCUCCGUGAUCAAGUACGAGAGCGUGAUCCACGAGUUCGAUCCCUACUUCAACUACCGCGUCACUCAGGUCAGUUUCGGCGGCGUCGCAUUGUUGCCCACUGUCCGUUGCUCAGGUGCGUGUGGAGUGUAGCAGCACUGUGAAACUGAGCUCAAGGCGUAGCAGGACGCGUUGCUGUGUUUGUUCGGAGCGUCAUCGCAUUCGAAUUUUGGGAACUACGGUUGUAGGAAGCUUCGUUUACUUUCACGUGCUAGUACAUGGUAGUGGUAUUAAGCGGUGAGAAAAUUGGGACGAAUAUAGGUUUUUUUCCCCCAAUGUAAGGGCAAGCAUCCUGGCCUCUGCAUAUGAUUGGGGACUUGGGAUGUGUUCUUUUGUGUAAUUUGCUGCUUACAUUUUCCUACAACUCUUGGUGUUCCAAAAGGACUAUAUCUUUUAUUCGCUAUAUGUUUCCCUGCCUUGUCUCAGUUUUUGUCAAAGAGUGGAAUCUACGAGUUUUGGAACUGGUUUGACGACCGAACAUGGUACCCCCUCGGACGUGUUAUUGGUGGCACUGUCUAUCCUGGCUUGACACUGACGGCCGGCACGAUAUGGUGGUCCCCUCAUACAUCUCAAGAUCUGUUGCAGGCAGCUACGAUAACGAAGCUGUAGCAAUAUUUGCUUUAAUAUUCACAUUUUAUCUAUAUGUAAAGACACUAAACACGGGGUCACUCUUUUAUGCAACACUUAAUGCUCUCUCUUACUUUUACAUGGUCUGUUCCUGGGGAGGCUACACAUUCAUCAUCAACCUUAUCCCAAUGCAUGUUCUCCUGUGUAUUGUAACUGGUCGUUAUUCUUCACGACUUUAUGUUGCUUAUGCUCCCCUUGUUGUACUGGGAACACUUCUGGCAGCAUUGGUACCUGUGGUUGGUUUUAAUGCAGUAUUGACAUCAGAGCACUUUGCAUCAUUUCUGGUGUUUAUAAUCCUCCAUGUGGUUGCUCUUGUGUAUUACAUCAAAGGACUUUUAACUCCUCGGCUGUUCAAAGUGGCCAUGACAUUUGUACUAACGGUUGGCUUAGCCCUUUGUUUCGCUGUAGUAGCGAUACUUGCUGCAUUGGUCGCAUCUAGCCCAACAAAAGGUUGGAGUGGGCGCAGUUUGAGUCUACUUGACCCAACAUAUGCAAGCAAGUACAUCCCUAUCAUUGCUAGCGUGAGCGAACAUCAACCACCUACCUGGCCUUCUUACUUUAUGGCUAUCAAUGUGCUAGCCUUCUUAGUUCCUGCUGGGAUCAUAUCAUGCUUCUUACCUUUAUCUGAUGCAAGCUCAUUUUUGGUCUUGUACUUGGUAACUUCAGUAUAUUUCUCUGGGGUAAUGGUACGACUGAUGCUUGUUCUUGCCCCUGCUGUGUGCAUUUUGUCCGGGAUUGCUCUGUCAGAAGCUUUUAACGUCCUCACACGAUCAAUGAAAUUUCAGCGCCCAAUAUCAGAUGAUACCCUUCCUACUGCAGGAGAUAGUACCCCAGGGAGUUCCAGUACAGCCACUAUCACAACUUCCACGAAAAAUGCGAACAUAAAAAAAGAAAAAAUGGGGACUAUUUCAAAGGAAAGAUCAUCAAAGAAGAGUCGGAAGGAAACAGAAUUGGUGGGAAGUUCUCCUGUUAGGCCCGAAAAGGAGGAGAAGCUUUGUGUACUGCCUUCUGAAGCAUCUGCCAUGGGUAUACUGUUCCUGAUCAUGCUUUGUGGACUUUAUGUGAUCCAUUGUGUAUGGGCAGCUGCAGAAGCAUACUCUGCACCCUCAAUUGUGCUGACAUCACGUUCACACGACGGGUUGCAUGUUUAUGACGAUUUCCGUGAAUCUUAUGCAUGGCUGCGCCAUAACACAGAAGUAGACGAUAAGGUUGCGUCAUGGUGGGACUAUGGUUAUCAGACAACUGCAAUGGCCAACAGGACUGUGAUUGUAGACAAUAAUACCUGGAAUAACACGCACAUAGCGACAGUUGGGACAGCAAUGUCAUCCCCAGAAAAAGGAGCAUGGGAGAUCUUCAAUUCCUUAGAUGUCAAAUAUGUGCUUGUGGUCUUUGGAGGUCUUAUUGGCUACCCAAGUGAUGAUAUUAAUAAGUUCCUCUGGAUGGUUCGAAUCGGAGGUGGUGAAUUCCCUCACAUCAAGGAACAGGAUUACCUUAGGGAUGGCAACUACCGUGUUGAUGCUCAGGGCACUCCAACGAUGCUGAAUUGCCUCAUGUACAAGCUUUCUUAUUACAGAUUCGCUGAGACUGAUGGCAAGGGAUUUGACAGAGCGAGAAGAUAUGAAAUAGGAAGGAAGCAUUUUAAACUGACCCAUUUUGAGGAGGUUUUUACAACCCAGCACUGGAUGGUUAGGAUUUACAAACUGAAACCACAAAAGAACAGGGUCCGAGGAAAGUUGAAACUGAAAUUGAAAUCUAGUUCGAAAACAAGUUUAAUGCGCAAAGGGGCUGGAAAGAAGAACCCAUGGCGAUAGUCGAAUAGAGAACACAAGUAAAGAACACAAACUCACUAUUUGGCUUGCCCAAAGUUCCCGAACUCGGGAAAAUUACACGCUGAUGAGAAGAACUUGGUUAGAGAUAUCCACAUUUUUGUAUACUUUGCCGUGCGUCACAUUUUUUUCCUCUUACACCUCCAGUAUGGUUCUGUGGUGCAAAGAGAGGAAAGCGUUAUCCCAGAUGCAGGAGAUUCCAUUUCCCAUGUAGCAACUGAGUGAGAACCGUGUUAACAUUGAAAAUUUUGAAUUAUGUCAACGAGUGAACUACUGACAAGUGGCACAACUUGCUAUGUGCUGUAUACAAGGUUGCACCUUGCUGUCA